AUGUUCAAGGCUUCGUCCUCGAGAGCCUUGAAUCGAGCGCUGUUGAAGAGGUCGUUUAUUCCUAGCGUCGUCCCGACUCUCCGGUCAAGAAACUUUGCAACCGUUAUAGAGCCCAUCCAAAAGGUAAAGUAUUCCCGCCUCAUACACCGCUGUUAUCUGCAUGGCGCAGCGCUCACAGGAAUUCAGGAUCCAGCAUUGCUCGACCAAAUUUCCACCCUUCCAAAUGGCGUUCGAGUCGCGACAGAGGCGCUGCCUGGACCCUUUUCGGGGAUUGGCGUUUAUAUCGAUGCAGGGUCACGGUAUGAAAAUGAAUACCUAAGAGGCGUGAGCCACAUCAUGGACAGGUUGGCCUUCAAAUCGACCACGAACCGGACGAGCGAUCAGAUGCUAGAAGCCUUGGAGUCCUUGGGCGGAAAUUUGCAUUGCAACUCGUCGAGGGAGUCCCUAAUGUACCAGGCUGCAACUUUCAACUCCGCUGUUCCCACAACAGUUGGACUACUGGCAGAGACCAUCCGAGAUCCAUUAAUAACGGAGGAGGAGGUCCAGCAGCAGUUGGAAACUGCGGCAUAUGAAAUUGGGGAAAUCUGGUCCAAACCAGAAUUGAUACUGCCAGAAUUGGUGCACAUGGCUGCGUAUAAGGACAACACCCUUGGGAACCCACUAUUAUGCCCCCAAGAAAGGCUCAGCCAAAUCAAUAAAGACGUUAUUCAGGCUUAUAGGACGUCGUUCUACCGGCCGGAAAGAAUGGUUGUGGCCUUUGCUGGAGUACAGCACAGCGAGGCGGUCGCGCUGGCCGAGCAAUACUUCGGGGAUAUGCCAGCGAGCGAAACUCCUGUUUUAUCACAGACCGGAUCAGAAACGUCGAUAGACUCCCAAUCCAGUCUUAACAGCUCGAUAUCAUCACCCUCUUCAGCGCCAACAUCCCCGCCACAGGAGUCUUCUAAGCUCCUCUCGAACAUGCCCUUCCUGAAAACCCUCUUCACGCCCAAUAAUGCUUCAGCACAGUCGCCUACUGCUCUCACCCCAUCUUCCGCCGACAUUUUACAAUCAUCUCAUUAUACUGGAGGCUUCCUUUCACUGCCACCAUUGCCACCUCCAAUCAACCCCUCUCUGCCGCCACUAACUCACAUACACCUGGCUUUUGAAGCCCUUCCAAUAUCUUCCGACGAUAUAUAUGCCCUUGCCACACUUCAGGUACUUCUUGGCGGGGGGGGCUCAUUCUCUGCUGGUGGCCCCGGAAAGGGUAUGUAUUCAAGGCUAUACACAAACGUCCUUAACCAGCACGGUUGGGUAGAGUCAUGUGUUUCAUUCAACCACUCAUACACAGAUUCGGGUCUAUUUGGAAUUUCGUCAAGCUGUUCUCCGAACCAGGUCACUAGCAUGCUAGACGUAAUGUGUCGUGAGCUGCAAGCUCUAACUCUAGACACCGGAUUUUCUGCAUUGCAGGAUUCCGAGGUUAGCAGGGCGAAGAACCAAUUGAGGUCGAGUCUGUUAAUGAACCUUGAGAGCAGAAUGGUUGAGCUUGAAGAUCUUGGCAGACAGGUUCAGGUCCAUGGAAGGAAGGUGGGAGUAAGAGAGAUGUGCAGAAAAAUCGAGGAAUUGACAGUUCAGGAUCUUCGAAGGGUCGCGAGGACUGUACUUGGUGGAAUGGCAGGUAAUCCAGGAAAAGGCAGUGGGGCCCCAACUGUUGUAUUGCAAGAAGGUGAUGAGAAGGGGGUCAAGAGGACGGAGCUUAAAUGGCAAGACAUCCAAAAUCGGAUUGAGGCCUGGAAACUAGGACGAAGAUAA
Venustampulla echinocandica is the source of this 1788-nucleotide messenger RNA. Its product is annotated as LuxS metallohydrolase. Gene Ontology annotation, molecular function: metal ion binding; metalloendopeptidase activity. The coding region runs from base 1 to 1788 and encodes 595 amino acids. The record is from RefSeq and is a predicted model, not a curated record. Gene Ontology annotation, cellular component: mitochondrion. NCBI's taxonomy places the organism in Eukaryota, Fungi, Ascomycota, Leotiomycetes, Helotiales, Pleuroascaceae. The transcript has a single exon.